AUGCUCUGUGGCGUAACGGCAAUGCGUGAAAACAUACGCACUCGUAUGGAACACCAAGGGUGUGGUUUACAGCACGCUCGUCGGGAACACAAAGUGUGUGUUAUUGGCACUGCUGUAAGGAACAUAACAGUUGUGGGGCCAGCACUUGUGGAUCGAAACAAUGCCGGUGUGUUUUUUCAGCACAUGAAAGUUUCCAUAAGCACAAGGUGUGUGCUAUUCAGCAGUGAAGGUGUUCAGAAAUAG
Messenger RNA from Arctia plantaginis, 243 nucleotides. NCBI's taxonomy places the organism in Eukaryota, Metazoa, Arthropoda, Insecta, Lepidoptera, Erebidae. The record is from the annotation of a GenBank genome assembly.